Phytophthora nicotianae INRA-310 is the source of this 369-nucleotide messenger RNA. RefSeq lists its product as hypothetical. The coding region runs from base 1 to 369 and encodes 122 amino acids. NCBI's taxonomy places the organism in Eukaryota, Oomycota, Peronosporomycetes, Peronosporales, Peronosporaceae. The transcript is spliced from 2 exons. The record is from RefSeq and is a predicted model, not a curated record.
AUGGUCGCUGUUCGAAUGUACAUGAAAGAGGAAGCCCCACAAGAGGGCACUAAGCUAUUGAUGCUUUGCUGUGCGCGUUCUGCUUAUUCAUUCGUUUCGAAUUCUACUGUGGACAAAAGCAGCAUAUUGCAGCGUCUGGUGUUGUGGAUACGACGCCAGGUCCUGCUACUGGGUCCGCAACUUACGUGCUGUUUUCGGAGACAAGCUUUCGGGGAAGGCGAUGAGGCUGAUUAUGGUGGAUUGAUUUUAUACCUCGUUUGUUCUGGCGGUCCAGCUCUUGAUAAUGGGUUUCUAUACGAUUGGUGCCAUUAUGACGAACCGGCGAGAUUUUUGCAAGGGCGUGGUUUCAAAGAAGAAGACAAGGCCUAA